Messenger RNA from Paramecium octaurelia, 681 nucleotides. Lineage: Eukaryota; Ciliophora; Oligohymenophorea; Peniculida; Parameciidae. The record is from the annotation of a GenBank genome assembly.
AUGUAAUUGCACCGUUCUCAAUCAGUUGAGCAAACAAAAAAGAAGGAUUUUAGACGUAAAAUUAAUCAAAUGGAAACUAAAUCUGGUGAAACUGCUAUUGAAUCAACUAACACAAAUUAAUAUAAACCAUUUAAGACUACAUCAUAAAUGUUUUCAUCAAAAUAUUAUAUCAUUAAAGUCAGUUCUAAUGUGGUUACUCUAGAUGCUUCUCAAAAAAAAGAGUAAUUAAAAUCAAUACCUUCAAUGCAAGAACUACCAGAAACUGUUAGAGCACAAGAUACUAAUUUAAUAACUAUUACAGAACCAGAAUAAACUAUAACAGAAUUCUUAAAUUCAAGAACCAUUUUCAAAUUAAUCAAUAGAUUAAUAGUAUUAUAAGGUUUUUUAGGAUGCUUACUAUUUUUUAAUUUGCAUUUUGCAUUGGCAAGUCUACUAUCAUUAAUCACAAUCUGGAUUCUUAGAUUUUUCUAAACAACAAAUAUUUAUAUCGAUGUUCUCCAAUUAAUAUUAUUUAUUUCUUUUGACAUUACCUCUUUAUGUUUUUUUUAUCCAAACAAAAUAUGGACUUAUACUUAUUUAGUUUUAUUUGCUAUCGAAAUUGUAUUAGAACUAAUAAUUUUGAACACACAAAAAUAAAAAAACUUUGAAAAUUUACAGGCCUCUGCAUAGCAACAAACUUGA